AUGUCAACGGAGUCGACUUUAUUGUACAGUAAUGAGAAAAUUGAAAAGCCUUCAUUGUCGUCUUCCCUACAUGUAGUGAAGAAAACCUCCAAUGAUGAUGUACAGCAGAUUCCUGAUAGUGGUGGUAAUUCUAAAGCUUCUAAAAAAGUUGCUAAAACGCCGCCUGAACAACCUAUUUCUGUCAGUAAGAUGAAAGUCUCUCUUCCUAAAGAAGCAAAGAAUAAGAAACUUCAAUUGAAGAAGAAGCAGAAAUCAAAGAAGAGUAAGUUGGAUGGUGACCUUCAUCAGAUGAAUUCAUUGAAUGAUGAGUCUGUCGGGAAGUCAAAGAAACCUCAUGAUGAAUCUCAAGAAAACACUAGAAAACGUCGUUUUCCAAGAUCUUAUGCAACACAAGUUGAUCCGAGUUCUAUUCGUUCUGCUCGUAGAGCUGCUAAACGACGAAAAACCGACAAACCCGUUGAAGAGAAACAUGACGAUUUAUCAGAAAAACCUGAUCAGAAGAGAAAGAGAACAACUAAACGUAAACGGAAUCAAAUAAUGAAAAAAUGGUGUAUACGCUCAAGUUUACGUGAGAGUGGAGUCAUAGUCAUCUUGCUGGCAGGACGACAUCGUGGUAAACGUGUCGUUUGCUUGGGUAGACAUAAAUCCUCUGGUCUGUUACUGGUGACUGGACCAUAUCGUUACAAUGGCUGCCCGUUACGUCGUGUUCAUCCAAACUAUGUAAUUGCUACAAAGACGAAAAUUGAUUUGAGCAAUUUAUCCCUCCCGAAUAGAAUUCAUCAAAAAGAAUACUUUGCAAGAUCUACAGGAUCUACUACCACCGGCACCACCUCCAAAUCACGUAAAGUAAACAAUCAGAAACGCCUCGAGGAUAUACUUGAACAUGGUGUUGAAAGUCAAAAACCCGUUUAUAAACCAAGCGAUGAAAAGAAAUCCGACCAACGCUUAAUCGACGACGAAGUUAGGAAAGCGAUUAAAUCCCAUAGCGAUUCACAGAUGUUAAUUCGUUACUUGAGAUCAUUAUUCUCUAUUAGUAAACACGAUCGACCGCAUGAGAUGUCCUUCUAGAGACAGAGAAAGAUGUAAACAUACUACUUAUACUCAAUUACACACAUACACACACACACAAACCAAACUCUUCUUCCUGAUUCAAAUCAAAUUCUUCUUUCUACACUUCUUACUGCUCUAAACUCUCUGUGGAACACACUGUGAAGCAUUUCAACUAAAUUCCC
Molecule: messenger RNA, 1232 nt
Organism: Trichobilharzia szidati
Lineage: Eukaryota; Metazoa; Platyhelminthes; Trematoda; Strigeidida; Schistosomatidae
Source: the annotation of a GenBank genome assembly